UCUUCAUUUUGAUGUAUAAUUUUUGUGUAUAGUUUUGCAUAGUUUUGUGUAUAGUUCAUUAGUGCACAUACUUAGGGGGCACAUGGUCUGAAAAGUGUACUGAGCAAGGAAAUAAUACCUGAGGCUGUUUGCUUUCUGAAAUGUUUGCAGUGAAAUGUUGAAAUACUUUAUUUAAUAUGGUAAUUAUUGUACAUAACUCAAAAACAAAGGAAUCUUUUUUCCCAGUCUAUGCUUCCAGUGAAAUAUGGAGGCAAAAGAGUAAAAUAAUUUAUCCUUGUCUGUGUCAGACCCUGAAUUCUGUCCUACGUCCCUAAUACAGAUUAAGAAAAUUGAACAAGUGUACUCAGGCUUAAGCUAUUCUUUCCCUGGUGCAGGUGUCAUGAACAGUGUGCCAGCUGUGGCUAUCUAAAAGAGAUGGAUAAACUGCCUAUGGGUUCCGUUCUUUCGCCUUGUAGGAUCGCAGGUGUAGGGAUUUAUCUUGAGGAGAAAGUGAAUUUCUCAGAAGCAAGCAAUGCAUGCAAUCAACUGAAUCUACAACUGGCAAGUAAAGACCAAGUUGACAAGGCUUUGAAACAUGGUUUUGAAACAUGCAGCUAUGGAUGGGUGAAAGAUGAAUUUGUUGUCAUUCCAAGGAUAACAUCCAAUAAGAAAUGCGGUAAGGGCAAUGUUGGACUAGUGCAAUGGAAUGCUGAGCCCUUCAGAACAUUUAAGGUUUACUGCUUCAAUUCCUCAGAUGUUCAGAUUAAUUCAUGUAAACCAGAUCCAACUACCACCAUACCACCUUCAUCAAGUGCAUCAAUGGACUUAACUACAUCUUCAGGCUCGGAUUUGACUGAGAACAUCACGGCAGUGCCCAAUGUGACUGAGUCAGAAGAGCCCAAGAGAAACAGGAAAUUCCGUGUGAUCUGUGUAACUGAAACUGUAUUGCCAACGGAGGCGACCACUACAGAAAGGCCAGAGGAAGACUCAGCCACUGACUCUCCUAACCACACUUCCCGUGCUGCCUUUAAAAAUGACUCUGUUGUCUUCGGAGGUAUCCCUACUACACUUCUUGUACUAGCAGUCAUCUUCUUCAUUAUUUCAGUUGUUCUAUCAGUCUGCUACAUCAAAAAGUACAAGAAAACUUUCCCAUUUUCAAACAAGAACCAACAAAAAGAAAUGGUUGAAACUACUGCUCUUAAAGAAGCUAAUUCAAAUGACAAAACAUCUGAGAAGGAAACAAAGAAUAAUGGAAAAAAUAUAGAGGAGUCUAAAACCAAGCCUGAGGGCACAGUAAAAUGUCUAGAAGCAGAAGUGUAAGGGGAAGAAAGGUUUCUUGACAGAAGUAUAAAACAAAGCACACAGAACUUAGCAAUGCUUUUAAACAUGGGUGAUUGUAAAUACUCAUGAAUUAAUACUUCCUCUAUCUUAACUUCUUUUUUAAUAAUUUAAUCUUUAUGAAUGCUCUUGCAGAAGAAUGAGAUAUCUUAUGUACUUGAAAUAAUGAAAAAUCCAUAUUACUCUUUUUCCUCUUUAAUAAAGAACUAGGAAUAUGCUAUUAAUGGUAUGCAAUGUGUUAACUAUGUGCACAGAAUUCAGAUCAAUACAUAAUGAAAUGGAGGUAUUUAACUGGCUGGAGGAUAUGUGCUAACUGAAGUUUAUGACACUGCAUCUCUUCCUCAUGUAGAUUAGCUUAUUUCUGUUAAGUAAUGGUAUAUUGUUUUUUAGAAGUCUGUUUACAAACAGAAGAAAUGAAUCUGUUUACAAAUGAGUAAAAAAUCAAAGGAUCAACCCAUUGUCAUUCAGAUACCCAAGGAAGGGCACACAGAUGCUGAUAUUUGUAUAUAUAGUAAUUGAUAACUUUCUUAAAUAUCUGCAUCCUUUCAUGAUUGUUUUAUUUAUUACACCCUGUAUCAUUCUUCUGCAUCAGAUAUUUGACAGGGAAAAAAAAACACCCUUGAACUGUAUCUCAACGGUUAUAUUUAAGACCUUUUGUGUAUAUUUAAGUGUGGCUCUCAUAAUAAACAUCUCCAGUAGUAUGAGACAUUUAUACUACUUCAUUAAAAAAAUAAAGUAUGCUAGAUGCAUUUGUUAUUUUCAUGAAAA
Molecule: messenger RNA, 2085 nt
Organism: Pogoniulus pusillus (Red-fronted tinkerbird)
Lineage: Eukaryota; Metazoa; Chordata; Aves; Piciformes; Lybiidae
Gene: LYVE1
Product: lymphatic vessel endothelial hyaluronan receptor 1
Exons: 6
Coding region: 415-1299 (294 amino acids)
Biological process (GO): cell adhesion
Cellular component (GO): plasma membrane
Molecular function (GO): transmembrane signaling receptor activity; hyaluronic acid binding
Source: RefSeq, a predicted model, not a curated record